This is a messenger RNA of Hyaloscypha bicolor E, 1671 nucleotides long. RefSeq names its product proline transporter. The record is from RefSeq and is a predicted model, not a curated record. The coding region runs from base 1 to 1671 and encodes 556 amino acids. Gene Ontology annotation, biological process: amino acid transmembrane transport. The transcript has 4 exons. Lineage: Eukaryota; Fungi; Ascomycota; Leotiomycetes; Helotiales; Hyaloscyphaceae. Gene Ontology annotation, cellular component: membrane. Gene Ontology annotation, molecular function: amino acid transmembrane transporter activity.
AUGAAGUCUGAUGACAAUGGCGGCAUCGGCGAGGCCAAGUCCUCGCAACCUACUUAUGAUAACGAUAAAGAGGCUAUUCACACUACGGCUUCUGACGAGGAGUAUGGCCAUGGCGAAGUUGAAACUCACAGCACGACCAAGAGGGGUCUCAAGGCUCGCCAUGCUCAAAUGAUUGCAUUGGGAGGAACCAUUGGAACUGGCCUGUUCGUAGGAAGCGGAGGUACUCUUGCCCGAGGCGGUCCCUUGUUCAUCCUCCUGGCCUACAUGAUCCUCAGUGUUCUGGUUCUCUUCAUCGUCACUGCUAUCACAGAAGUGUCGGCCUACCUCCCGGUGAGUGGUGGGACAAUGAGUUAUUACGGACAUCGAAAUGUCUCCAACAGUCUUGGAUUCGCCAUGGGAUGGCUGUAUUGGUACUCUCUCGGUAUCCUCGUUCCAUACGAAAUCACUGCCGCCGGUUUGGUGAUAGGUUACUGGAAUUCGCCCGUUAACAUUGCUGUCUGGAUCACGAUCUUCAUCGUGGUGAUCGUUGGAUUGAAUAUCCUUCCUGUUCAAUUCUACGGUGAGACCGAAUUUUGGUUCGCAUCCCUCAAAGUCUUCAUGAUGAUUGGUCUCCUGAUCCUAUCAUUCAUCCUCUUCUGGGGCGGUGGCCCACGGCAACACGGCAUUCUUGGUUUCCACAAUUGGAAAGACCCUGGUGCAACAAACACCUGGCUUCGCCCUGGGGCCACAGGUCGUUUCAUCGCUUUCAUUGAGGUCCUAGUUCUGUCCGCCUUUCCUUUUACCUUUGCACCCGAAUUGAUUGUAGUAACCGGAGGUGAAAUGAAAUCCCCCCGCCGCAACCUUCCCAAAGCCGCAAAGAGGUACUUCUACCGCCUUGUAUUCUUUUACAUUGGCUCCGUUAUUGCCAUCGGGAUAAUUUGCCCUUUUAACGACGCCCGCUUGACCUCUGGCGGCGUAGGAGCCAAAUCCUCCGCCUUCGUCGUUGGAAUCGCCGAUGCUGGCAUCUCUGGUCUAGGAUCCGUAAUCAACGCCAUAAUCAUCACCUCUGCCUGGUCAUCCGGGAACUCAUUCCUCUACAUGUCCUCUCGCUCUCUCUAUUCCCUAGCAGUUGCCGGCAACGCCCCCAAGAUCUUCACCAAAUGCACCAAGCAAGGCGUGCCCUACAUGGCCGUCAUAGCCUCCGCGCUCUUCUCGCCCCUCGCCUACCUCAACUGCGCAAACAGCGGUUCGGUCGUCUUCGCCUGGUUUGUAAACCUAACCAAUACAUCCGGCUUCAUCUCCUGGAUCUGCUGCUGCAUCGUCUACAUCCGGUUCCGCAAAGCCGUCAUCACGCAGAACAUCCCCAGGGAAGAACUCCCUUAUCGAAGCAAAGUCCAACCAAUAGGAGCCUGGAUCGCGAUGGUGGCGUUUACGAUUCUGACGCUCAUCAAUGGGUUUGAUGUUUUCUUCCCCGGGAGGUUCACGGCGAGUAGCUUUUUGACGGCUUAUGUUGGAAUACCUAUCUUCCUUGGGAUCUACUUUGCUCACAGGGUAGUUAAUUGGAAGGAUGGAUGGGCGAUUCCUUCUGGAGAAGUGGAUUUGCUGACGGGGAUCGACGUCGUGAAGGCAAAUGAGACGCCCGAAGUUCAUGCGGAUACACUGAAGAAGAAGAUGAUGGGAUGGUUUACGUAA